UCGUUUGUCGAAGCCGCAUAAGCAACAUCAACACAAAAUUACAAAGCUUCCUAGUUAUAUAAAUAAUAGUUGGUCCCCAGUAGAAAAUGUCACUUACCGAUGAUGAAACUGAGUCGACAGAUUUUGAAAAACUCGGCGAAAAUAAUUUUCAACGCAUCCGAAAUAAAAUAACAAAGAUGAGUUAUGCGGACGGUGUAGCUGACGGCGAAGAAAGCGUUUUUCAAAGUGCUUUUGAUCAAGGUUACAAAGAAGGUUUAAAAGCUGCCUUUGAAAUAGGUAAAUUUAAAUAUUUCUUCAAUCAUUUGGAUGAUAAACUGACUUCAGAGGAUUUGCUAAGAGAAAAGGAAAAGUACCUGAAGAUGAAUGUUAAAGAAGCCAAAGAACAUAAGCAAUUCAUUUCUUUAAAUAAUAGAGAAGAGAAUGUGAGCGAAAUUUCGGAAAAGCAAGAACAACACGUGGAUAAUUUACUAGCGAAAUUCAAAGCCGAAGUUCCGAAGGUUGUAGAUUUAUUGAAUGCGACUUGAAUUUUUCUCAAUAAAGGCUUAAAUUAAAUUAAUAAAUUUAAUAUAUUUUAUAUUUCAUAAGUAUAAAGAAAGUAAUGCUUUAUA
Messenger RNA from Glossina fuscipes, 608 nucleotides. RefSeq lists its product as uncharacterized. The transcript is spliced from 2 exons. Bases 87 to 524 code for a protein of 145 amino acids. Lineage: Eukaryota; Metazoa; Arthropoda; Insecta; Diptera; Glossinidae. The record is from RefSeq and is a predicted model, not a curated record.